GGACUCCGCUGGACGCAUCCAAUUGUGCCGCCCCGAGCGGUGCUCCUUGCUCACAAUGGAUCGCGAAUGUUGCUGUCCAUUUAGCCAUUUGGCAACAGAAUCGCUGCCGGGGCUCUGUCUAGAAUCCGAGUGUUAUUUCACCUGAGCUGCUGAGUGCAAUGGCUGGAGCGGACGAAAAUCAAGCUAAAUGGAAAUCAACUGCAUUAUUGGUGGUGGACAUGCAGAAUGACUUCCUCAGCCCGGAAUGCUGUUUGUUUGUGGCUGGAGGACCAAGAGUUAUUCCUGCUGUGCAGAAAGCUGUCGACAUCGCUCGAGAAAAAGGAGCUUUUGUUGUCUGGGUUGUCCGAGAACAUCAUGAAACUGGAAGAGACGUUGAGUAUUUCCGAAAGCACUUAUACGAUGGCACUUCUGGACCAACCAUGAGAGGCGCAGUGGGUGCUGCUCUGGUAGAUGGGUUGGUCCCAAUUCCUGGAGAGCACAAAAUCGUGAAGUCCAGAUUCAGCGCCUUUUUUGCUACAAAUCUGGACCUUGUGCUUCGAAGGGAGGGUAUCCAGCACGUUGUUGUUGCAGGUGUUCAGACCCCAAAUUGCAUACGAGCAACCGCUUUCGAUGCUGUUGCAUACGAUUAUCCAUUUGUGACAGUUCUUUCUGAUGCAACGGGGGCUCAGUCUGAUGCCAUUCAUUCUGCGAAUCUGCUGGAUAUGCGGAAGGUGUCAAUUGCAACACCAACCGUGGCAGAAUGGGCGGCAUCGUAAGACAUUACGUACCUCGUGUUGCGGACAUUGUUACAGAUGUCAUUACAAUCUGGCUGUUGCAGUGGAUAAUAAGGCUUGUUACAAGGCGACUGCAGAGGUUGCUGGACCUUUAGAAGUGUGGAAUUUAGCAUCUGAAGUGACAGGCUAGUUCCUUGUUUCUGUUGGUAUAUGUUUCUCUGCAAUUCUCGGUCCAUGAACUAUGUGAUUAAUGGAUUAAUAAAGUUUUUAAAGUACAUUGUUACGGCAUUCUA
Molecule: messenger RNA, 1006 nt
Organism: Physcomitrium patens
Lineage: Eukaryota; Viridiplantae; Streptophyta; Bryopsida; Funariales; Funariaceae
Product: putative inactive nicotinamidase At3g16190
Source: RefSeq, a predicted model, not a curated record